AUGGCAACUGGUGUGUAUUCGUUCCCGUUGCUCAAGCCGCGCGAGAUCUUUGCGUGUCUAAGGGAAAUGCGCGUACAUGUGUCCGAAGAAGACAUUCGCGCUUGUGAUGCUGGUGCUGUGCGUACAGUACUAGAAGCUUUUAUUGAAACAACUAUGGGUGUCACACGUGAGGACAUGGCACAAAUUGCGUUCCCAGGUCUAUCGACCUUGAGCUUCCCCGAGAUCCACGCCGAGUCAAUUCCCGAGCUUGUGUUCUACCGCAAAGCGCAGCAGUUACUGGCAGCCUGUGGCGUCGACGAUUUUGGGCUGCGUGAUGUGCUGCACCCGACGCCUAAGCGCGUCCGACGGCAGCUCAGCGCUCUUAUUAACUUUGCCAAGUUCCGCGAGGAGCGACUGGCGGCCUUUAGUGAUAUUACGGGACACACGGACGAGAUGUUGGAGAAAACAAAGGUGCUGCGUGAAGAGAACGCGGUGUUGAAACGAGAACUGGAUCAAUUACUGGAAGAACAGAAGGCCGAAGAGCCUGCACGACUGCAACUGCAGAUGGAAGUGACGGAUCUACAGAAGGAGAUCAAUUUUCUUAAUCGACAACAAGCAGUGAUGCAUCAUGAGAAGGACGAGAAGCGUGAUAAACGCAAAGAAAUGGAAGACCUUGUAGCAUCUGCGAGGUUCAACAAGAUUGAAGCAGAGACGGAAAUUGAACGGCUAAAGGCGCAGAUUGUUACGUCGCCUGACCGUGUUAAAGGAGAACUUGCGUCCAUUGCAGAAACAGUGGAGAAGGCCAAGGAUGAUGUCCAUGUGCUGGAAGAGAAACGCAGCGCGGUGCUGAUAUUCAUUGACGUGUACGAAAAAGCAGAGAAGGAACUGGCAAGGACAUUUACAGUGUUGGACGAGAUCAAGCAGGAGAUGAAGGCUUGCAAACAAGUGAAACAACAGGUUAAGGCCGCCCGCACACGUAUUCGUGAGCUUAAAGUCCUUACGAUGGAGACACAUACUCGUCGACAGCGGCUAGAGAAGAUUGUCGAGCUGAAAAGACGAGAUCUAUGGAAGUUUAUCGAGGAAGCACGGAUGGCGGAAGAAGCUGCGACAAAAGCACUUCAAAUUGCUCGCGAAAAGCUUAAGAAGCUCGAGUCGGUACAUUUCGAAGUCCGCCAGCGCAUUAUCCAAAACACUGAUGCCAGCCGCAAGGUCGAGCUCAAGAUGAGGGAAGAGGAAGCUCAGUAUGAGAAAGAGCUGAAGAACCUGGAGCAAAUGUACGCUCGUCUUCAGCAAGCCGCAGAAUACUACAACCAGCAGGUGCUUAAGGCAAUUCAGUCAAGUUCCUAA
Molecule: messenger RNA, 1326 nt
Organism: Peronospora farinosa
Lineage: Eukaryota; Oomycota; Peronosporomycetes; Peronosporales; Peronosporaceae
Source: the annotation of a GenBank genome assembly